AUGUCCAAGAACGAGAAGGAUUCAACUGCAGACCCAACUCAACACGAAGGCGGUAUGGAGCGAGCCACUGGUUCUGCUCAAACGAGACUCAAGACAGACCCACUGGAGAUCUUCAUCGAUUCUAUGCAAGAGUGCGAAGACGGCCCCCACUUCCACAUGAUGUGCAGAGAUGGAGUAAUGAGAGUGAUUCGGUACCUACCCGGGCCUCCCGACCAGGUCACUCAAAUCGAAAUCUUCGAUGCCAAGCCGAUGUCACCAGAGCUGAUCAAAUCAUGGUUGGACAGAGGUCCUUGGAAUCAGGAGAAGGAAGAUAGGUUCCGCGGGGUUGAUGGUAGAACAGUUCCACCAGAGCAGUGGAUGAACCCUCCUUCAGAGCUGAUUCCAAGCUUCGGCACCAAAAACGAGCGCGACGAAAACAUGAAGAAGGACCGAGAAGAGAGGGCGGAGCUGAAGCGCAAGAUCGCGAGUGGCGAGGUCGAGCGAGAGCCCGCGAUAGCCUGUAUGGCCGUCCAAAGCAACUACGACCUGAGUCCUCGUUAG
Molecule: messenger RNA, 540 nt
Organism: Alternaria incomplexa
Lineage: Eukaryota; Fungi; Ascomycota; Dothideomycetes; Pleosporales; Pleosporaceae
Exons: 2
Coding region: 1-540 (179 amino acids)
Source: RefSeq, a predicted model, not a curated record